Sordaria macrospora k-hell is the source of this 1359-nucleotide messenger RNA. RefSeq lists its product as uncharacterized. Gene Ontology annotation, molecular function: L-fuconate dehydratase activity; magnesium ion binding. Gene Ontology annotation, biological process: carbohydrate catabolic process; amino acid catabolic process. Lineage: Eukaryota; Fungi; Ascomycota; Sordariomycetes; Sordariales; Sordariaceae. The record is from RefSeq and is a predicted model, not a curated record.
AUGUCGGAACAACAAGAAAUUACAAUAACGGGCUGGACAACCCGCGAUGUCCGCUUCCCCACCUCUCUCGACAAGACCGGCUCCGACGCCAUGAAUGCCGCUGGCGAUUACUCUGCCGCUUAUUGCAUUCUCCAGACGGACUCAAAGUAUACCGGACAUGGCAUGACCUUCACCAUAGGCCGUGGCAAUGACAUAGUCUGCGCAGCCAUCAACCACGUAGCCGACCGCAUCCGCGGACGCACUUUAUCCAGCCUCGUCUCCAACUGGGGCCAAACCUGGCGCCACCUAGUCAACGACUCUCAGCUCCGGUGGAUCGGUCCCGAAAAGGGCGUGAUCCACCUCGCCUUGGGCGCAGUCGUCAACGCCAUCUGGGAUUUAUGGGCCAAAGUUUUGGGAAAACCCGUCUGGCGGAUCGUGAGCGAGAUGAGUCCGGAAGAGUUCGUCAGGUGUAUUGACUUUAGGUAUAUCACUGAUGCGAUUACACCCCAAGAAGCGGUGGAGAUGUUGAAAGAAACGGAGAAGACGAAGGGGGAGAGGAUCAGGGAGGCGGAACAGAGUCAGGCGGUGCCGGCUUACACGACUAGUGCCGGAUGGUUGGGGUAUGGCGAGGAUAAGAUGAAAUCUCUGCUCAAGGAGACGAUGGAUAAAGGGUACAAGCACUUCAAGCUCAAGGUCGGCGGUUCCGUGGAGCAGGACAAACGCCGCCUAGGGAUUGCACGGGAGGUUAUCGGCUACGACAAGGGCAACGUCCUAAUGGUGGACGCCAACCAGGUGUGGUCGGUCCCCGAAGCGAUCGCGUACAUGAAGGAGCUGAAGGAAUUCAAGCCGUGGUUCAUCGAGGAACCGACCAGCCCCGACGACAUCCUGGGCCACAAGGCCAUCCGGGAGGCGCUGAAGGAGUACGGGAUCGGUGUGGCUACCGGCGAGAUGUGUCAGAACCGGGUGGUGUUCAAGCAGCUGUUGAUGAGCGGGGCCAUUGACGUGUGCCAGAUCGACGCGUGUCGCAUGGGAGGGGUGAAUGAGGUGUUGGCCGUGUUGUUGAUUGCGAAGAAGUAUGGCGUGCCGAUUGUCCCGCAUUCUGGGGGUGUCGGGUUGCCGGAGUAUACCCAGCAUCUGAGCACGAUCGAUUAUGUGGUGGUUAGUGGCAAGAAGAGCGUGUUGGAGUAUGUGGAUCAUCUUCAUGAGCACUUUUUGUAUCCGUCGGUUAUCAAGGAUGGGUAUUAUCAGACUCCUACUGAGCCCGGGUAUUCGGUCGAGAUGAAGGCCGAGAGCAUGGAUCGGUUUGAGUAUCCCGGUGGUGAGAAGAGCUGGUGGAGGACGGAGGAGGCUAGGCCCAUUCUUGAGGGACCCAAGUUUUAG